Pocillopora meandrina is the source of this 10869-nucleotide messenger RNA. The record is from the annotation of a GenBank genome assembly. NCBI's taxonomy places the organism in Eukaryota, Metazoa, Cnidaria, Anthozoa, Scleractinia, Pocilloporidae.
CAUUUUGUUGCAAGAGAGGCGACUAGGUUACAUAGCUUAAAGAUGGCGGCAAAACAUACGUUCUCUUAAAACAGUGAUCAGAUGCUGAUUUACAGAAGAGAAAGUCAACGAACACUAUCUUUGAUACUAGAAUUAGCAGAAUGGAUCCGCGAAUACAAGCUAUAUUAGCGAAAUACGAAAAUGAUGAGAAAGGAGAAGCCGAAAAACAUGCCGACAAGCCGGCGACCCCUGAGCCGCCGAAAACGUAUGAGCAAUGGUUGGAAAGACGACCAGCUGGUUUACAACGAUGGCCCGAUGAUGUGGAUAUUGGAAAGGAGUUUGAAAUAUCAGUUGCUUCCGUCGGAUUAGGGAGUUUGGAAGAAAUAAUGAAAGAUUUGGGGCGUCAUGCUCGUAUCCUUUCAAUUUAUCUCAGUCUUCUCCAUGCAAUAGAAAACGUAAACACAGAAACGUACAGUAUUUGAAGUAAAUCUCUCACUCCCAAGAUGUAAGUAUUAUUUUCUUUACCUUCAGUUAUAAAUUUUUUAGUAAAGGGGAUACAUUUCUAAAGAAACUGCGUUGCUGCGUCGGUGUGGUGUAUUACACAUGAUAUAAUUUGGUUUAUCAGCUGAGUUGAUAAAGUGAAUUGGCCACCGUAAAAAGUUUCUAAUGCUGACGUUUCGAAAGCGUUAGUCUUUCAUCAGAGCAAAUGACUAAGGGAAAAAUGCUUGAAAUGUCAGCGACGCAUUUCUCAGAAUGGCAGGUCUGACUUUGUCAAUUUAUAGUCAACCGGCCAGUUGUUGAGAACACAGCAAAUGAUCGAUUAUGGUUUUAUAGUCAUAUAAUAGUUUUUCUUCACCAAUGAAGUUACUGUUUAAUCUGCAUAUACACUGUAACUUCACACGAGGAUUAAAAGAACCAAUCAAAGACAGAAAAAGUACAUUUCUUACCCGAGUUUAUUGGAGAGUGAACAUGAUAAGAGCAGAUUUUCUUUGGUAGGAAUUAUCCUGUGAAAACAAUUAUUGUUUAUCUGUGCUACAUUAGUUGAUGGGCCUAGUAGUUUUUUGAAUGAAAAAUAAUUGACGAUUUUUCUUAACUCGGUUAUUUUUAAUAAGCAUUGGACAUUGGCUUGAUUGAUGAGGUAAGCAAUGAAAUAAAAGAAUUGGAAAAGAAGCUUACUGUUUAUGCAAGUCAGGUUUUGACAGACAAGGAGAGACCACAGAGUAAAGCUGAGACAAUGAGCCCAGCAAUGAUGAAAGGUAAAUAAACAUCACAGAUGUAGAUUAUUUCCUUCUCAGAGAGGCCAAGAAGGAUCACUGUUAUUGAGUGCAUGGUGUAGAUGAUUUGGUUUGUAGUGCAGUACUAAACCUAUUGACCCUUGAGAGUGACUAGCACCUACUGUGAUUUCUCCUUACAGUAUCACCACUGAAUUGUAAGUGACCAAGACGGAAUUUCUCCUUCCAAUAUCAAUACAAUGUCAAGAAGACAAGUGAUGAGAAUAGAGAAAAACAUCAGUCAGGGGAUUAUAAGUUGAUCCAAUACCAAAUUCUCCAAACUAACAUCACAAGAACUGUAUGGCAGGCAGUAAGGAGAAUUACUAAUAAGAUCAUGGGAGUUAAAGGGUUAAGGUCACAAGGAUUAUGGAAAUGAUCAUAUACUAACAAAGGUCUCAAUUGUUUAAGAAAUUCUCCUUGUCAGCAUCUUAGGACAUUUAUAAAAAACACCAUGAAGAAUAUGCGUACUUAUGUCAGGGUAUAAAGGGUCAGCUGGUCUACAGUAUUAACUUUUUUUUAUAUCUGUUAUAAUUGUGGCUAACAAGUUUUUUUUGGGGAACUUCUUUAACUUUAUCUCUGGAUAUAUGGGUAUGCACAUACAUGUAUAUACUUUUAUCUUGUGCAGCUUUACAAACAAGUGCAGAUAUUCCUGCGGAAGUGAUAAACAAAAAGGAAAAAGCUGUAUCUUUGGUAAGAAAGACAUUUAAAAAAAUAGUUUUUGGUUAAAUUACCAAUUUUUAAGUAUAAUAAUUACAUGUUGCAUUUCUUAACACCUAGUCUGACUACAGUGAAGACUGAUAUCCUAACAAGAAGUGCAUAAAAAUUUAGGACAAAAUAUCUUUUGAAUAUAUUCAAGGAAAAUUGAGUUUUGGAGAUGUGAACCUUUAGAUUCAUAGUUAUGCACAUUAAUUAACAUUGUAUCUUAUGCAAAAAUCAGAGGUUGGAUGAUUGUAUAUUUGUCUUCAUUUUAACAGUAUGGCCUUGCAGAUGAACAAGCUAACAGAAUGAAAAGUGUUCAGGUACAGCUCAAUCAGACUCUACAAAUGUGUUUACUUUUUGACCAGGUGUGAGGUCAAGAUGGCUGGAAAAUAUUGGCCCUCUUUUUUCCAUUUUUAUGUCCUGAGACAAAGUCGCUAAUAUCCAACCAUCUUGAUGGAAUAUGCUUCGUCAAUUAAGGAUUUAGUAUAUGGUAGAAUAUUUUAAUUUAUUAAGAUCAGGAAUGACUAGGUUAUUCUGCAAGCAGGAAAAGACAGCCAGCUGUGUUUGUAGCACAAUAAAUCUACAAGAGUUGAUUUUUUCCUUUGUUUUGAUUUUCUUCUACCACUUUUUGUGGCUCCAUUGCCAGCAUUGUUAAAAAAAACUUUAGACUUUGUAAGUCUGCUCCACACAUCAGGCAAACUUGAUUAGCCCAUCUUGGUUGCCUCGGUAGCCAAUAAGAAUGUAGUAUUUGCUUCAUAUUGCCCUCAGGCCCUGUCAGUGAUAUGAUUAUUUUCAUUAUGCACCUUGUGCUCAAAGUUACACACCACACUGAUUCUUGUUGCAUGUUUGAACAUGAUAUCUUUUUCCUCUUUUAUACAGUUCACAUCUUACCCUGGAUUUUUUCCUCAUGAAGUAACACCAUUACCAGGCCAACUGGAAGCACCUCAGCUAUUGAACAGGGUUACAAAGGCUCAACAAUUCCCUGUAAGUUGUAUCAUUUAUUUCAUGGAAACUCAGGGAUUUCAUUCUGAUCUGUAAAUUUAUUCAGUCAUGUAGGUCAGUGUGAUGUAGGCACAAAUUGUAGUGGUUCCUGAGGUCUAGGUAUCUACUGUGUGGAAAGUUAAGUUAUUUCAUAUAUACUAAAGAUUUACACUGUGAAGUUACAUCAUUCAUGUCUCUGAUUGGACCAACAGUGUAUUUUCAUGGGUAGUUCUUUGUUUCCAAUCUUUGAAUUGAAAUGUGAAAAAAUCUCUGCCAGUAAUUACUGUAUGGAAUAAAAACAUUAUACCAUGGAAAGUGCUUGAAUGAUUUUUAUUCACUAGUUGUGAUACAGCAAAAAACUCACUCAUUUGCCACACUCACUUUUUCUUUUUUUUUUUAUGCUUUCCUACUCGUGAAUUAAAAUUGUUUCCUUCGCACUUUUUAUGGAAUAAUCUCUCUUUAUCAGCAAGUGAAAUUAACAAGGAAGAAGCCAUGCCACCUGCAGUUGUUCUUUUUCUACAUCUGUAUUUGCUGCAACAAAGGACUAAUGGUUGAUAGAUCAGCUCUAAAAAUUUGUUGACUUAAAAAAUUUGUUUACUCACAGUUGAUGACCAAAUAUUGUCCUGGGCUGUUUUAUAUAGCACCUAGUUCAUUGAUCAAAUUUGUUAUCAUGUUACAGUUUUUUUCUUACCCAGGGACCUGUUUCUCAAAUGUCUCAGUAACUUAAUGGGUCCACAGCCAUGCAGUGGAUUUUAAAAUCAAUAUCUAAGAAUAGAAAGCAGGUUCUGCCACAUUAACCAUUCCAUUUUGUUUCUUUUUUAGCUGAUAGUUUUAUGUAUAAUUUUCCAAAAUUUUGAAAACCAUACCAUGAAUGGAAGUGGAACAGUUUUACAGGCCUGUUAAGUGACCAGGAACUUUGAGAGAGCAGCCUCAGGACCCUUUGAUUUGCAUAUGAUCUUUAAAACCCAAAUUAAUCUUCUGUGUUAACUCCUCCUUCAAUCUGUUGAUUUAUGGAGGGAUGUUUUUUUUGCAACAAUUGAUGAUUUAGUUAAAAAAUUUUUUUCCAAGUUAUUCAUGAGUUUGUCAGAUACUGAACCAAGACAUACAGUUCAAAUUAUCUGUGUCCAACCACUUUUUAUUUUAUUCCAGUCAAUUCUCAGGAAGAGAUGGAAGAAACUGUUUUUGUCUGAAGGAUCUGUGAUUUUGUUGCAGGUACAUCUGUUUAUAACUGCUCAUAAUUAUUUUGUUUUGGUUUUGACAUACAGUACAUGGGAACAUUUGACAUGUGAUUUAGUGGAGUUACAUGUAUUGUCUUAAGAUGGAAAAGUAUUGCUAAAAUCAAUAGGAGAUAGGGUACAUGAGGCAACUUUCCAAGUGACAACUUUAAAGAUCAGACAGUUGGUCAGUUGCCUAGUUGGUUUGAUCAGUUCACUCAUUUUGUCAGUCAGUUGUAAAAAAACAGUCUGUUAGUAUAGCAUAUCUGGGAAUAUUAAAUUAUCAUAAAAUUUUUGUUAAUGCAUCAUUAUCUUAAAUCUCACUUUAGUUGAAUCCCUUUUUUUUGUUUUCUUCUUAGGAUACUUUCUGGUGGUUCUUUCUGGAAAAAUUUCAGGUAAAGUCCUUCUUAAACAUGAGACGCUCAUUGACGAAAUCCCUAAAAUUGUUUGUUCUAGUUCAUUUCGCUUCUUGAUUUGUCUAAAUUUUUCACAAAGCUUUCUGUGAUCUGAAGUUGGAUGACCAGCUGUGAUGUAUGUGUAUUGAUGAAAUAAGGAAACAUUCUCUAAAUCUGUGUGUUUAUACUUCUGAAUUUUUCUCUUCUUAGCCUGAUUCCAAGGACGCUCAAGAUGGCUUGUUUAACCGAAUUGCUGACAGUUUUGUUGCUUUGUUCUUCGGUGUUAGUCCUGAUUUUAAGGACAGGUUCUUUCAGGUAAAAUAAACUAUCAUCUUUAAGGUGCUGUACCUAUCCCUUUGUGAAUCCAUGAAGUACUAAAGGGAUUAGUCCAUUGAUUUUAAGUUUUUGUGAGCUUUUCGGUGUGGCAAUGCCCUCGUUCUUGAGAGAGACAUACCAUCAGUUUCUCGGAAGAGGAGAUAGAAAGAGAAAGAGUUCAGUUAUAGGCUAAGCGCGCUUGGUUUCCCUUAACUUUUCUUUUGUUACUUUGGUGUUGGAAAAAGCUACUUUAAGACAGAAUGGAACCUGGUAAUAACAGUUACUAAGGCAGGUGAACACAAAAGUGGUAUUGACUAUUCUAAAAUGAACGAUGGUGGUUAACCAUGAAGAAAAUUAACUCGGAUUGCAAAUGGCGGUCUUGAAAAAGUUACGAUAAUUUCCAAAGAUACUUAAGCCAUUACCUUGGUCUUUUGACUAAAGUUACGUAAGCCUUCAGCCUUCAGUGCCAUCAGGAAUAUCUAUUCAGUACUCUUCAAAGCGCUGCUCCAAUGCAUGUAGACACAACUUGUUAUUUUAUGUUUUUUUUUUUUUAAAUUACAGUAUUUUCCGGACUGCCUGGCACAAGCUGUGUACGCUGCAUACUGUGAGGUUUUCCCAAGAUCUUAUCAGUUGUUUGAUGAUGACUUCAAAAGUUUUCUUCUGAACACUAUCUCAGAAUGGGUGACAGGUACAUAACGCACACAAGAAAAUGCUUUGAAAUCAGCGCUCCAGGCUGCAACCAUUUUGGUUGCCAUGGCGAGCAAUGGGAAUAAACUAAAUGUGUAGCUUUAGUGUCAUCAAUUUGGCGAUCUGUCUUUGACGCUCAUGAAACAAGUUGUAGCGCGUUGCUUACCAAGUUUAACUGUGUCAGUAAUGAGCAUUUAUUGUCAUUGCUCCUGUCUUUUCUUUCAUAAAAAAGUGCCUAUUUCUCCUUAGUCGGAUUAUUAGCCUUCAGAUGUCAUGUGACUGACUGCCAGAAAAAGAGGAAAAAUUUCAAUCAGCGUUUUUUUUGGCCGCGCACGUUUUUGACCCUAUAAAUAAGAUUUUGAUUUCAGUGAUUUUGACGAGUUUUCUAAUUUUUAUUCCAAUUGGGUCGUAGGCAGGCUAUGGAGUACGGAAUGAAGGGGGAGGGGUGGGAACAGGCAUCGUAUUUGAUGGGCUACAGCCAUACCAUCUGUACAGAGAUGGGUAGAAUUAACCGUGGUUGGUCAUUCUACAGAAAUUAAGGAAUAAAGCACUUACUGCUCCUCCUUAAAAUGUACAGGUACCAGGCCGCCACCCUUCUCGUGGAAGAAAUGGAACCUAAAACUUUUGGAGCCAAGCAAUAUUCGAGAACUGCAAGAUGAUAGGACUCAGUCACUCAAAGGUAAGGAUUUGGUACUAAGGGAAUUUUGCAAAUAGUAAAACACGAUGACAAGUAAUCAUUAUGCCUGCUGCUUGGUUAUGCAAGCACGUGUGUCCCUGUAGCACAUUCCCGUGUUCAGUGAGACGGGACAGCAGUUAUUGUAGUUGGUAAUCUCAGAGUUCGAAAUAUAGUCUGGACGUACCAAACAAUUAAAUGCUUCGAAGUGUUAAGAAAUCUGAGAGAGUUUGUAUGUGUGUGUGUUUAUUUGUUUCUUUUUUGUUUUGUGGUUACUUUUUUCAGCUAACAUGUCGUUUGAUCUGGACUCAUGCUUGGAUGAUUUGGACACUUUCCCCACCAGUAAGGAGAAAGCUGGGACAUACACCGCUCCGUAUUCCCCCUCCAGAAUGGGACUGACAACCAUUCCAACGUUCGAUAAUGCAGAAGUAAGUUAAUCUUAGAGCACUUCAACGACGUUAUUUCCUUAACCCUUUACACCCUAACAUCAGUAUGCAUAUUCUCCAUACUGUUCUCUAUACAUUUCCAAAGGUGCUUAGGGUUAGGGUUAGGGUUAGAAUUUGUUAAAAAAUCAAGAGCUUCUUUAGUUGGUGAUCAUUUCUUUUAUUCUCAUAACCUUAAUGUUUCAUUGAGGGGUUAUUUCCAAGGAGAAAUUAGAUGCUAGUCACUCUCAGGGGUUAAAGGGUUAAGUGUGAUUUUCGAUUUAAAGCUUAGGGUUAGGUUUUAGUCAUCAUAAGAGUAGACUUCUAGUGAAUCAGUUAUGAACCUCUGUUAGCCUUGUUCAAACUAAACGGGGCAAGUUUCUUAAGAAAUUGUGGAAAAAGAAAAAGAAACUGUGUGAAACUCCAUUCGCUCUGACGAGGGGCUAAUGCUCGAAACGUUAGCUUUGAAACUCUUUACGGUGGCCAAUUUGUAUUAUCAACUCAGUCGAUAAUACCAAAUUACCUUGUUCACAAUACUAUGGUCUUUAAAUGAAGAACCUCAAGACUUAAUUCUAGUUCUUAUCGAAUUGCUUAUUCUAACAGUAUGUUCAAGUACAUGUGGGAUGCUUGGGCUUAGAUGAAUAUGGUAGAUGAAUUCACGUGCGAGAACUUUUCGAUUAUCCAAGAUGCAAAAAAUCGUGACUUAGUUCCUUUACCUGUUGGUUACUGUUGCUGUUGUUGUUCUUUUUGUUUUUUUUUUCAUUAGUUCUGUACUCAUUUCACUUUCAUUAUUUUUCAUAUUUUGUUCCCAAGUCACAUGAAGUCGGCCCAGGUCCCGAGUUUGAGCGCGUCGGUUUUAAUCUUCUGGGCAGGAGUCCUUUGGUGUCACAUUUCCUGCGGAUGAAAGAACUGAUGGGAAAAGAAGAGCAACCAAUUCAGGCUGUAGGACGCACUGAAAUCGCCAAAUUACCGUAUCCUUUGUUUUGAAAUUAAGAAGGAGGUUUUUUGUUUCCAUGUUGAUCAAGAAUAACUUUGAUCUGCCUUUUGUCAUUUAUAGGGGAGCUAUCGUGUCGAGUUUGUCUCUGUUUGCCUACUCGCAUGAUGAAAUAAUUAUUUAGGGUGCAUUUAAUGCAUUUUAAGUGAUCAUUCUUCCAGAGCAGAUAUUCCGCAGUUCUUUCACACAAGAAAAUAACUUUUUUUUUGGACUAAUUACAUCCUUAACUCGUCCCUAGAGCUCCGGCGCCGAGCUACAAACAAGUUAUACGAGAUUGUAAAAAGACAACAAAAACGUUAAAUAAUCAUUAUCAAAGGUGAGGCACAAUAGUGUUCGAUGUAUAACUCUAAAACUCAUUCUGUUGACUAUUUCUUUAUUCUCUUCUUUUCUACACAAGUUACUAUAACGAGUACUAACUCAGACCUCUCAGGGAGAGUGUGGGUCACCGCUUAUAAAGGUGACGCUUACGGAGCUGUCAAUCUCUAACCUUCGUCAUCCUUUCACACUUAACUAGCAAAUCACGUUAAGUUAUGAAGAGCGGAGUUCGCAUACUAAUUAGGUACCUUCGAGAUGUUUAUGCUUUACAAAAUGACUUUCUACUUAAAAUUUCUUAGUCUUACGGUCCAGGUCGAACAAAACAAAAACAAUAUUUGUAAUAUAAAAAUUAUAAUGAACUUAUUAACAGAAUUAAAAUCUUACUUGAAAAGAUAUCUUAAGAGAAAAUAGUCCUCGAAGACUGUUACAUAACAGCAGAAUAAACAGAAAAUUCGGAGAAGAAAAGGUCGUACCCAAGGUACCGCCCCUAAAAGAGCUACGUGCUAUUCGUAUAAGCUACCUGAUUAUAAAUUCAGUGUGAAGAUGAAAAGUACUACAUGUUUACACCUAAAGACACCUAAGAAAAAGAGGUGUCGAACGUGCUAAAUUAAAAUUUAAGAACUAUUUACGUGGUCGGGAAUUCGACAUGGAUUUAGCCUAAAAACGAGAAUAUCAAAGAGGUAGAAGUAUAAGGAGGGUUAUUUACAGGAAAUUCCUGUACAGGAUUAAUUUUUAUAAGGUAAAGUCAUUUUCUUAGUAAUUAAACAUCUUUUAGCAACAUAAUGGAAAUAUAACGAUAUUUAGCCGCAAACCGCGGUUUACGCAAAAACAUCUGUCUCCAUGUCAAAUUUACGAUCACAAUAAGGAAAAGGAGACUGAAAUUCUACCUGUAAGAUAAGACCGCCAAAAGGAAUAAGAAAUGAUCAACUGGCUUACUACAAUGUUUUACUGAAUGGCUUAUGGUAAUAUAUUAUUUCCAUUCAUUUCCCAACACCAAUAUAAGAAAUCCUUACAAUGAUUUUAGAUUAGAUAUAUUUCUAUUUUACCGUUUAACACUAGUAUUAUUCAAGUAGUCUCCUUCUUUGAGAACAAUUGGUUUUCUUUUGCUUUGUUUUUACCUUAGUUAUUUACUUAUUUUGUUUUUACUUUAUUUAUAUACCAUCUGUAUAUCAGUUAUUUAUUUGUUUACUCGUUUAUUUCUUUUUCAAGGCCAUACUUUAACCUUUGAAUAACAUUAGUUGUGAAUUUAACUGCGAUGAUAAGUCUUCUAUUUAUAUGUUUACCCUGCAGUACAAAUAUGUCGUAUGAUCUUCAUAACUAGUGUUCUUUUAAACUUGAAUAACCGGUGGUCAAGGCAUCUGGUAAUUGUAUUUAAUUGACACUUUUUUUAGAGUCCUUGAAACAUCUGAGCAAGAGAGCUUGAAAAUCCAGAAACAGAAGCGAGCUGCGCUGGCCAAGCUUGAACGGUGAGUAAAUUGGCAAUUCGUUCCUUAUUAAUAAAAUGCGGGGGGGUAACCAUGCGAUGGACUAGCAUCCCAACCAGGAGGGAGUAGUGAUACUCCUAAUCGCUUCAUGUUAAGGAAACCGGGAUAAGCUCAGGCUGAGCGGGCCAAUAGGCUGAAGUACAGACUUUUUCUUUGCCUUGCUUUAAUGGAAUUGUCAACUUUCAGAAUAUUCUUUCUGCAAUGACACCUUUAGGAUGUUGGCACAAACUUUUUCAGAAUGAGAUGGUUUGUGGGUCAACUAGUAUUUCGUGUUAUGGCUCUAUCAAAUACACCGAUUCUAGUCUUGAGUGCUCGUAAUUCUUUUUGGGCGUUUCGUUCUGUCAUUUAUUUAUUUUUAAAUUUUGCGUCUUUAUUCACGUAUUAAAUAGUUAUAGGCAAGGUUCUGUAGUGAUAUCACUGAUCACGGUUGUCCUUUGUUUCCGUCAGCUUAAAAAAUGAUCUUGUUUUGAAAAACCAAGACAUUAAGAUGAUCAGCGAUCGACUUCUCGACUUGAUGGUAAGAGAAUUAGUUUUUUUAACACCCAGUGUCUCCGUAUCAGAAAGUCGCGAUAGAAGAGUUGCUCAAAUGUUCUCAACUACGUUUAGACCUGAAUAUCAUAGCUAUUCUGAAUUUCUACAAAAGGAUUCAAGAGAGAGGGGUCUAGAAUAUUCAGCUCGUCACGCGACCCGGGCCAAACCUCACCUUUUUGUCGACCCGACCCAAACCUCCCCUUUUUUGUCGACCCGACCCAAACCUCCUGUUUGUCGACCCCACCCAAACCUCCCCUUUUUAGUCGACCCGAUCCAAACCUCUCCUGUUUGUCGACCCGACCCAAACCUUCCCUUUUUGUCGACCCGAAUUAACCUUCCUUCGACCUUCUUUCUUAUUAUUGUUAUUAUUGGAUGAUUGAUAUUUGCCUCCCUCAGCAAAGUUUGAAAUUUGUCUCGAGAGUUCGUUUGAUUCCUGUUAUAUUGGUUAUAACAGAACGAGAUGGAGUGUCCUGUUUGGUUAAAAAAUCUAAAAUGGAAAGCACUUGGGUUACAGAUUUCUUUCUUCUGAAGUCAAUUUGCAUUUAUCUUUUUAUCUUAGACGCAGCCGGAUCAUGCUACAUCCGGGUUUCCCAAAAAUGCUUUAGAGCAGUCAUCCGACGAUGACACGUGACAACCCACUUACUGUAUAUGUGUGUCAUGAGACAAUAUGUUUGCAGUGUAAUUUAAAACCAUAAGUUCGCUUCGAGAAGUGUAAAUAUUCUCCCACUGAUAAGCAUCAAUAUUUUGUGGCUAGAGUUGUCAGUUGUAAUCCGUUUAAGGAUUUGAAUUACGCUUUAACACGUUUGCAUCUUUUUGUAACCCGCCUGUUGAAGAUAUGUACAGCGUUCCAUCAUUUAAAUGAUGUAAUUUUUGAAACCUUGUUUAUACACUGAAGAUGUUGAAAUAAUU